CUCUUAAUCUUUUACCUGUUCUCUUAUUGAAAAAAAAGUGGAUCAACCAGAAGUGAGUGCAGAUUAACCAUCCAUACAACAAGUGUCUCUUUCUCUCUCUCUUUCUUGCCGUUUUAAGGUCACUUAGAACCGGUCGCUCGAUGUGUUAGUCUGUCUAUUUUAGACUCUACUGUCUACUUUCACUGUCGACAUUUCAAAGUUCUGUUUACCCUCAAUAAUAUCAUCAACAUCACCAACACCACCAACAUCAUCAACUGUAUCUUAAUCUGUGAUCGUAAACAAAAUUUGACUGAAAAAAUAUAAUUCACUUGAAUUCCAGCCCAUAAUUAACCCUCCGUGACCAGAAAACCGUGGACUUGAUUCAAGAAAAAAAACACCAUAAGAAUUUUUAUGUUUUGUUAAUCCUUUUGUGUCUCUUUUCAUCCUUAAUCAUUUCAUCAUCAUGUUGACAAUUGACUGAUUACUUUACAAUUAACUGGACCAUCAACAUCUCAUUCAAACUCUCGUUUUCAAAAUCAUCAAUAACAAUCACCUUAAUCUCUGUAUUAGUGUUAAUUGUCCUUCUCAUUGAUUCUUCAUAAAUAAGGAUCAAAGUGCCAACAACGAUUGAUUAAUUUGCUAAAUUAACCAAAUAUCGAUAAGACCAAAUUAUGAUGAUGAUAAAAGCUCAUCUGUGAUGAUCAUGCAAAUCUAUGAUAAUGUUAAUUGUUACUGUUACUUUAGUAUUUACUUUAUUUACAAGCUCAGUGUCCACUAAAGAGGAAGAGCACCUUGGAUUAUUUCUUGGUAAAUUGAACACUUAUGCUCAUCAAAUCUCGGGCACCGUUUAUGCUAUCGAUGAAUACACUAUCUUGAUUAAAGGAUUUUUCUACGACGGGUUAGGCCAAGAUGCAUUCUUCUGGUCCGGUGCUACAGCGCGGCCAAGUAAUAUUGGUUUCAUUGUGCCCGAUGAAACAGGUCGAACCAAUAAGUUACGUCGUUACAAUAAUGAGGACAUUACGAUCCGUCUUCCAGAGGAUAAGAAGCUCAAAAGUAUUAAAUGGCUCGCUGUUUGGGACAUUCGCGAUCGUCGUAAUUUAGCCGACAUUUAUAUUCCCGAGGGUUUUGAACCUCCUUCCCCUCAAAGAAUCUCAGAAUUUUCCAGGAUCGACCAUGGUGUCCAAUCGGGUCCUGUUGUUAUACUCGAUUCUAAGACUAUUUUGAUUCCCGAUUUCAAUUACGAUGGUCGGUCACAAAACACCUUCUUCUGGGUUGGUGAUGGCCCUCAACCCCAUUCUUCAGGCCGAAAGAUUCCAAAUGAACAAGGAUAUUUGGAAUCACUUGGACCUUAUAAAAAUGAAGAACUGAUCAUCGAACUACCAGGAGCCAUUACCGUCUUCGAGAUUGAUUGGAUCGCCGUUUGGAAUAGUGAAACUGAGAGAAACUAUGGAUCAGUGAUAAUUCCCGAUAAUCUCAAUAUUCCUCCAUCAUUAACCACCAUAAUUAAACACGUCUCUCGUUUACCGAACUGUGAACAACUUCACCGUAAAUUACAAAUUAAUUGGGAAAUUUUUGGACCACAAAUAACAUUCGAGGUCGCAGGUCAAAUUGAUUCAAAUGAUUAUAUUGCUUUUGGUUUAAGUGGAUCACCAAACAGAACUCAAAUGAUCGGCUCUGAUGUGGCCAUUUCUUAUAUCGAUGGUCACUUUGGAAAGACAGAUGAUUACAAUUUAACGGAAAAAUAUCCGUGUACUAAUGUUCUAGGACUACAUAAAGGUAUUUGUCCUGAUUCGAAAGUCGGUGGUGUCGAAAAUUUUCAGAUCCACACUUACGUUCGAGAAGAAGGUAUUACGAAAAUUGUCUAUCGAAGGAACUUGAUCAACACAGGAGACGAAGGUGAUAUGGUUUAUGAGAAGAGUGGACUCCAAUCGGUAAUAUGGGCCAUCGGUAAACUAAAUACACUGAAAGAACCUCGGAUUCAUUAUCUUUAUCCAAAAGGAACGAUAAAAAUUGAUUUCGGCCGUAAACCAGCAGUUCGAAACUGUCACGAUUUUACCAGAACAUCGGAGAAAUCCCCACAUUCGGUCAGCAGUUUGGCCAAAAGAAAGUCAUGGGGACCUUUACGUGUUUUCAACCAAAGUUUAACCACUUUCUAUGCUCGGCUUGGUGUCCCCGGUGGUAUUCGAGGUCAUGCCAGUUUAACCGGAGCGACAUCACCUGGUCUCGUUUGGUACAUAAAUGGACUCAUGGCACCGACAUUGUUUGUUAAACGAGGACGAACUUAUUUGUUCAGAGUUGAAGGCGGUAGUAAUCCUCAUAAUGCUCGCUAUUAUCAUCCGCUUUAUAUAACAGAUGAUCCAAUGGGUGGAUUAGAUAAGAUGAAGGAAGAAGAUAGAAAGAGACGCCAUGUUUAUGCUGGAAUUGAAUACGAUCGCAAGGGUAGACCAACGCCAACGGCUUCGGGUCGACUUUGUCUAUGGGAUUAUCCCAAUUCGAUGGAUGCAAGAAAAUCGGAUAAUUUUCACACUUUCAUACAGUUUAGAAAUAAACUCAAUUAUACUUGUGAAACCGGAAGUGGCGGUUUACUCCAAUGGACACCGAACUCGAGUACACCCGAUGUAGUUUAUUACCAGAGUUUCACACAACGAAAUAUGGGGGGAAAGAUUUUUGUUCUUGAUGAUUUCUCAUUGUUGCCAUCGUUUGCCUCUAAUAGUUGGACUAUUAGUGCAUCUUUUUCAUUGUUUUUAACUUCACUUUCAAUUUGUCUCAUAAUUAAUUCUUAAUUAUUUACAAUUUAAAACUCAAGACCAAAAAUUUUUUGUAAAGAAAAAAAUAUUCCUUUGUACCUGAAUAGAAGACUCAAUUACUCAAGUUUGAUAUUUCUUAAUGAAAAUAAAUCGACAUGUUUACUGGA
Panonychus citri (citrus red mite) is the source of this 2893-nucleotide messenger RNA. Its product is annotated as protein Skeletor, isoforms B/C-like. The transcript is spliced from 7 exons. The coding region runs from base 693 to 2762 and encodes 689 amino acids. Lineage: Eukaryota; Metazoa; Arthropoda; Arachnida; Trombidiformes; Tetranychidae. The record is from RefSeq and is a predicted model, not a curated record.